Molecule: messenger RNA, 7175 nt
Organism: Phascolarctos cinereus (koala)
Lineage: Eukaryota; Metazoa; Chordata; Mammalia; Diprotodontia; Phascolarctidae
Source: RefSeq, a predicted model, not a curated record
UUGGUAACAUAACUGGCUUAUUUACAUUAAAUACGCCACAAGGUUAGAGCGCAGAUCAACGUCACUUUAUCGCUGAUUACUUCUCUUAAACGCCGGAGCUGUGACUGAUGCUGCACGUCCCGCUGUCCACCAAGAUUCACCGGGGAGUUUUUUUUUUUUUUAAAAAGAGACAGACUUUAAAUAGUUUCAGGAGCAGGUCUUAUUUUUACAGUUCCUGACCAUCAGUCUCUACCCUACAUCUUUAAGAAAUUCCCUCAAUCAAGAGCGAGGUCCGUUGCUUUAAGGAUAACCUGGGAACUGGGACGCACCUCUGGCAAUCUGUCAGUGCCUAGAUCAGCUGCAUCCUUUCAGGAGGGACUCUCUCACGAGGCUGACGAUCCGUAAGACAAGUAUGCAGCUAAGUUGCUAAGGGAUGGAGGAAGCUAGUUUGUGCCUUGGAGUUUCUUCAGCUGUCCCAGAGGCUGAGGCCCAUCUUAACAACACGAUCCUUAAUGGUCAGUAUUCAAUGAGCCAGAAGCUGCACCAGAUAACAUCUCAGCUCAGCCAUGCUUUCCCGGAGCUCCAGACCAGGCCUAACUCUGAAGAGAAGGUCUCCACACCCCUAGAGGAGAAGAGCCACGUGUCCAUGGGAGGCCAGCCAAUUGGCAGCCAGAUGGCCCUCUUGGCCAACCAACUCAACCGAGAUGUGGACACCAGUCUGAACGGAAGGGUGGAUCUGCAACAGUUCUUGAAUGGCCAGAACCUUGGCAUCAUGUCCCAGAUGAGUGACAUUGAGGACGACGCAAGAAAGAAUCGGAAAUACCCUUGCCCCCUGUGUGGGAAGCGAUUCCGGUUCAAUAGCAUCCUUUCUCUCCACAUGCGUACACACACUGGUGAGAAGCCCUUCAAGUGUCCCUACUGUGACCACCGGGCAGCCCAAAAGGGGAAUUUGAAGAUACACCUGAGGACCCAUAAGCUCGGAAACCUGGGAAAAGGCCGUGGGAGAGUCCGAGAGGAGAAUCGCCUGCUUCAUGAGCUUGAGGAAAGAGCGAUCCUGAGGGACAAACAGAUGAAAAGCAGUCUCCUGCAGCCACGGCCUGAUGUGAAGCCUCCGCCACACUCCCAGCAGCCCCCUCUGGCUAACUGUAACUUGUCUUUAGCAGUGAACCACAGUGUCCCUGACAUCUCUAAUCCAGUACCCUCACCAAAGCCAGCCAAUGUCCAAGAAGACAUGGUGGUUCCCACGGCGGGUUUCCGCUGUACAUUUUGCAAGGGGAAGUUCAAGAAGCGUGAAGAAUUGGACCGUCAUAUCCGGAUCCUUCACAAGCCCUAUAAAUGUACCCUGUGUGACUUCGCAGCCUCCCAGGAGGAGGAACUGAUCAGCCAUGUAGAGAAGGCUCAUAUCACUGCUGAGUCAGCCCAAGGUCAGGGCUCCAAUGGGAGUGGGGAACAGUCAGCCAAUGAAUUCCGCUGUGAAGUGUGUGGCCAGGUGUUCAGUCAGGCGUGGUUUCUCAAGGGCCACAUGAGAAAACACAAGGAUUCUUUUGAGCACUGCUGUCAGAUCUGUGGGAGGCGCUUCAAGGAGCCCUGGUUCCUCAAGAAUCACAUGAAGGUUCACCUCAACAAGCUUUCUGUCAAGAACAAGUCUCCCAAUGACCCCGAGGUACCUGUUCCCAUGGGAGGUAUGUCCCAGGAGGCCCACGCCAACCUGUAUUCCCGAUACCUCUCUUGUUUGCAGAGUGGCUUCAUGCCCCCAGAUAAGUCCAGCCUGAGUGAACCUAAUCAGCUCUAUAGCAAGGGGGACUUGCCUAUAAAGGAGAAGGAAGUUCUGGGGAAGCUGCUGUCCCCCAUCUCGGGCAUGGGCCACAGCCUUGGCGAAGGGGACAAACAUUCCCUCUUGGGUUGCCUCAACCUGGUGCCGCCACUGAAGUCCAGCUGCAUAGAACGGUUGCAGGCCGCUGCCAAAGCGGCCGAGAUGGACCCUGUGAAUAGCUAUCAGGCCUGGCAACUCAUGGCAAGAGGGAUGGCCAUGGAACAUGGCUUCUUGUCUAAAGAGCAGCAGAUACAGCGCAACCACGAAGACACUCUGGCAAACGCCGGAGUUCUGUUUGAUAAGGAGAAGCGGGAGUAUGUGUUAGUAGGAACAGAUGGCUCCAAGCAGAAAAUGCCUGCUGAUUUGGUUCACAGCACUAAAAUGGGCAAUCAAAGAGACCUGCCAAAUAAACUAGACCCUUUAGAAGGCAGUAGAGAUUUUUUGUCACAUGGUCUUAACCAGGGACUUGAUUACAACAUGCAAAGUCAUGGAAACAUGAAGGAGAAGCCCACUGAGUGCCCAGACUGUGGCCGAGUGUUCCGAACCUACCACCAGGUGGUUGUCCACUCCCGAGUCCACAAGAGAGACAGGAAAGCCGAAGAAGAGGUCCUCCAAGGGUGCCUGGAGGAGCGACGGGGUUCUGGCAGUGACCAGGAAUCCCAGUCGGUGAGCCGGUCCACCACACCGGGCUCUUCCAACAUUACCGAGGAGAGUGGGGUCGGUGGGGGCCUUUCUCAGACUGGAAGUGCUCAGGAAGACAGCCCACAUCCUUCGUCACCAUCUUCCUCAGACAUUGGUGAAGAGGCUGGGAGAUCUGUCGGAGUCCAGCCACCAGCUCUACUGAGAGAUAGGAGCCUUGGAUCGGCAAUGAAGGACUGCCCUUAUUGUGGGAAAACUUUCCGAACAUCCCACCAUUUAAAGGUGCAUCUGAGAAUACAUACAGGUGAGAAACCCUACAAAUGUCCCCAUUGUGAUUAUGCUGGUACUCAGUCUGCAUCCUUAAAGUACCAUUUAGAACGACACCAUCGGGAACGACAAAAUGGUGCUGGGCCACUCUCUGGACAGCCUCCAAGCCAGGAUCAUAAGGAAGAGACGUCAAGCAAAGCAUCUCUGUUUAUCAGGCCGGACAUUCUGAGGGGAGCCUUUAAGGGUCUCCCAGGGAUUGAUUUCAGAGGUGGCGCUGUCUCGCAGCAAUGGACAUCAGGAAUGCUUUCAUCUGGGGACCAUUCAGGGCAGGCUGUAGGCAUGACUUCUGAGACUUCUUCAGAGACUCUGAAGGGCUCUGACCUCCCUUCCAAAGGUACACACUUUUCUGAAAUUGGACGAGCCUAUCAGAGCAUCGUAGGCAAUGGGGUCAACUUCCAAGGCUCUUUGCAAGCCUUCAUGGAUAGCUUUGUCCUGAGCUCUUUGAAGAAAGAGAAGGAAGUAAAGGAGAAAGCCCUAUCAGAUCCACUUUCCAUGAAAGUCCAUGGACCAGAUGGUGGUGAGGAAAAAAAUAGUGGAAAAUCCUCCCAGAGGAAAUCAGAGAAAUCUCAGUAUGAACCGCUGGAUUUGUCCGUAAGGCCAGAUGCAGCUUCUCUCCCAGGCUCUUCGGUGACUGUUCAAGAUAACAUUGCAUGGCAUGGCUGCUUGUUCUGUUCUUUUACGACUUCAUCAAUGGAAUUGAUGGCCCUUCACCUCCAGGCCAAUCACUUGGGCAAAACUAGACGUAAAGACAGUGGUUUGGUAGCUACAGGAAAUGGCAAGGACCAAGCCAGGGAAGUGAGCAAAACUGGCUUGCUCCCUUCUACCGUACAAUCUAGCAAAGAGGUAGGAAUCUCCAAUGUGAUUACCCACCUUGACUCUACUUCUGAGAAGAUGGCCCAAGGUCAUGGCAAGGAGACUCUGGGAGAACAAAAGAACUCUGCCUGGUCUGGUCAUAUGGAUCCGCCAUUUUGCAACUUUACUUCAGACUUCUACAAACAAUUUGGGGUUUACCCAGGAGUCAUGGGCUCAGGAUCCUCUUGUGCUAACAAUGAGCCUGAAGGCAAACUGCAGCCUGAAGAUGACCCAACGAUCCUGCUCCCUGAGUCUGUGAACAAAAACGCUACUGAUGACCUGUCUGACAUUGCCUCGUCUGAAGACAUGGAAUCUUCCAAGGAGGAAAACAAUGAAGAGGAGGAUAUUGAGACAGAACCUGAAAUAAUGAGCAAACAAUUGUCUGUCCUUAACAAGGAUAGCAGCACCGAUGGUGGAGACAGCCUCCCCAACGCCGUUGCCUCCCAGCCGGCCCAAGGACUUGUCUCACCUUUGCCCCAAACGUCCGAGAAGCAGUGGCACGGCCCAAAUCUUCUUCCAUCCCAUGACACCUCCACAGGGGUGAUGAAAGCAGAACAGAUCCCAGGGCCCCAGGUCCUGGAGAAGCAGAUGAACAUGUUGUCAGUCCUAAGAGCCUAUAGCUCUGAAGGCUUAGCAGCCUUUAAUGGACUUUCGAGUAGCACAGCAAGUAGUGGAUGUGUCAAGAGACCAGACUUGUGUGGUCACAGGCCUUUCCAGUGCAGAUAUUGUCCAUACAGUGCCUCUCAGAAGGGAAACCUGAAGACCCAUGUUCUUUGUGUCCAUCGCAUGCCUUUUGACAACAGCCAGUAUCCCGAUCGCAGGUUCAAGCGCUCCAGAGUUGACUCCGAGGCUUCUGGGAAUUUAGAGGAACCUACAGCUGUCAGACCUGGGAGCUCAGCAGAGCUAACAGAUGUGGGCAGCAAGAUCCAGGAGUAACAGCUGAACAAGUCUAUCUGUAUAUUGCAAUAUUAUUUUACAGUUUUUAGGUAGGCAUUUAGUAAGAGAGUUUGCUAACUGCAUUCCAAGGAAAAUAAAGAGUUGCAUACAGCUCCCCCCCCCCCAACCUAGUAGUGUACAGGAUGUUUAAAACAUUUAAAACAUAUCUAUACAUAUAUAUUAAAAAAAUUUCCCCAGCCCUUGAAAAUGGCUGCUAAACUGUUACCUGGCAACAAAUGCUUCCAAACAACGCAGGUGGGAUAAUAAAGUGAUUUCAAAAAAUGUGAGGAGGUCGUUAGUACUCUAAAAAAAGCAGGGGGCACUUCAAACUCUAAAGUGCUCUUUGUCCAAAAAUAACGCUCUUAACCGAAAAAUGAUACCAUCUCCAUGAUUUAGUGUUGCCUCCGAAGAUUGAGAGGCUGCGUCUUCAUUGUUGAAAACACCUUUAUAAUAUGAUACUGGCGGCUGUCAUUGGCCCAGCAUAGCAAUGAGAUGGCUUGGUAUGCUAGCUACCAUGGUGCCAGUCAGGCUGGGGCUGUCACUGCAGAGAAAAUCAAUGGGAGUGGUGUUGUAACUGCACUGGAGGAGAAAUCUUAGCCAGCCCGUAACGAGGGUCAGGACUGACUGAUAUUGGAAAAGAUUGUGAUAUUACAUUUUCAUUUUUUAAAAAUACACAGCCGAAUGAAUCAGUGGUCAGGAAGGAUGUACGGACACAUGUCCAUUGCAGAUUUGAUGAGUGAUUCCUUUUUUCAGCUCAAAUGGCAGUAUUGAGGGAAAUGCUUUUAUUCUGGGUCCAUUUUUUUUGGGGGGGGGAUGAAGAAGGAGGUGUCUACUAAAGAAAUCUAGGGGUAUGUGAUAUAUCAUUAUUGUUUAGCCAGACUAGUCAGCCUCAUCUGUAGAAGGUGCUGGUGAGAAAUUGAAUUUUAUGUUACAAUAGAGGGUUUAAAAAUUCUUUUUUUUAAAUUUUUAAUUUUUUUUUUUACUUGAAUGAAGGAUUUUCUAAUCCUAGUUAAGUUCUUCAUCUGUUAGUUUUUAUAAGUGCAACAGACACAGGGCAGGAAUAUCUUCUGGAAUGGGGUCUUCUGAAGCAGCUUGAGCUAAAAUAUGAAUCCCAACAUCCUGUGCUUUGUCUCUAAUGAAGAAAGCGUUUGAGCAAUUGUUUUUGUUAUUAUUUUGUUUUUUAAAACAAAUGUGUUCUACUUUUUCCAUAAAAAAAAAUUGCUCUACUUUUUUUUUCCUUUUUGGCUGAUCAUGCUAGGUUUUCUACUAUUUAGAUCCUCCAUAUUAAGUUCUUCCUUCACCACAGAAGGAACAUUUGAGGGAUACUAUUGAGAUGCUUAACCCCAAACCUUGCAAGAAGUCUAGUGAAAGGUUUAGUCUUACAUCUGCUUGAAUGGCUUAAAAUUUCAGCCUUUUAAAGUGAUUCCUUUUACAGACACAGGUGCUGUGGAUUGUGAUGGUAGAGAAGUAUUAACUUAGUCUAAAACAAAAUCAACCAGAACCUAAAAAAUAAAAAUAAAUGAAAAGUCAAUAUUUCCUUGCAGGCUGGGAGCACAGAUUAAAACCCCAGGGCCUUAAAAUUUCAGCUCUGCCUAAAGCAGUUUACAAAAAUACUAAACUGCAAUCAAUGUAAAUAAAAUUCUUAGCGCUAUCCUGAGACUGGAAAAAAAAAAUCUCAGGCUAAUAAGGAAUACGGUUUGCAUAUGCUGUCGAAAGGGUGUCAUCCAACUGAAGUUUCAGUUUAAAUGAGUUCGCUGUGCAACUUGGACCCAUCUGGCAUAGAGCAGGCUGCUUUCUUGUUUUUCUAGUAUAGUUCUCACUGCCUUACUUAAAUCGAGUUGAUAAACUUAAUGCAACUGUUUCUAUGAUCCUAGAGAAGGGAUUGAAAUGUUAUUGAAAACUUUCUGACUGUAGUAAGCUUUAGAAUUUUAACUGCACUACCGUGUUUGGUGACUGUGUCAGUCGCUUGCUUUCUGUGUGUUUGCGCCCGCCUUCAGUAUCUUAGCAAAAAAAAUAAUAAAAUAGAAAAUAGAAAAAAAGGAAAGAAAUAAAGGAAAAAAAGAACAAAAAAAAAAAGAAAAAAAGGAAAAAAUCAGAAAAAAAGAGCCACAUUCCAUCUCCUGCACCAAGGAGAUCCUUCGGUAUUCUUUGUCUUCUGAGCAGUUUCAGAUGCGACAGGCAAUAAUUCUGUUUGUGACAUUGGGAACAUCUCCCCUUCUUUGUGACGUGUGUGUUGACUCCAUUUGGUCCAGUGCUACUGUCCCUUCUUCCCCCUCUGACAUGGGCCUUUUUUCCAGAACAUUUGUAACUUGUAAAACACACAAGUGACAGCGGCAGUGAUGCAUUGUCAGUUUCUGAAUAUCAUCAGCUUCUCAUAUCUAAACAUGUCAAGUUUUUUCUCUGUAACUUCUGUAGUCUGUGGUACUGGUCAUAAUACUGUCUACAUUCCUACACAAAGAAAAAUUAAAAAAAAAUUUCUCUCUUGGAGGAAAUCUGAGAUCAAUAGAGUAGAGGAUUGUGUUGCUAUGCUUGUAACAAGUAGAAAACUUUGUAUUUAAAGUUUAUUCUUGGUCAUUAUUUAUUAUUAUAAUACAUCAGUUGACAGAACUUUAUUCUGGUAUAGAAAGUA